Molecule: messenger RNA, 4015 nt
Organism: Liolophura sinensis
Lineage: Eukaryota; Metazoa; Mollusca; Polyplacophora; Chitonida; Chitonidae
Biological process (GO): negative regulation of transcription by RNA polymerase II; hormone-mediated signaling pathway; cell differentiation
Molecular function (GO): RNA polymerase II cis-regulatory region sequence-specific DNA binding; zinc ion binding; nuclear receptor activity
Source: RefSeq, a predicted model, not a curated record
AAUAAGGUUUACCGGCUCAGAAAAUGUCUACAAGGCUUGUUUGUCUGAACCAACAACGGGCUUAAAUGAUCUUUGGACGUCUUUGCCAGGAGGGGACACUUCUAUUUGAUGAUUUGACGGCAGUCUUCUUGUUUGUUUUGGGGUGACAGUUACGUUCCAGUUGGACCCUGUUCCCGUAAAAAUUGUGAUUCAAAACCGGAACAUUCACCAGUGCAAGUAGCUGUGUUGACACGUGUGGACAUUCAGUGUAUUGUACAACCAUGACCAACUUAGACCAGCCUUGAUAUCUAAUAAAAAAAAAAAAAAAAGCUCACCAUUUUUCCACCUACUGUCGGAUUUAAUCAGUUUCGAGCAGCGGUGUUUGGAUAACCUAGUUUAGGGCCAUUCCCGACUAGACCUACUUAUUUCUACCAGGUGUGAGACUGAGACGAGCAAAAAUAUCGAACGGGCGAUAAAGAGGCCAGGCAUUGACAAUCACUAGAUGUCGAUAUUGCUGUAGUCCUGGUUACUAUGUCCGCGAUGGGGAAGGAGGCAAGCCUAGAUGGUUUAGAAUUUGACGGGGAGACUGUCCUGUGUCGGGUAUGUGGGGAUAAGGCCAGUGGUUUUCAUUAUGGCGUCCACGCCUGUGAAGGUUGUAAGGUAAGAAAGGAUUUUUUCCGUCGAAGCAUACAACAGAAGAUUCAGUACAGACCUUGUCUCAAAAACCAACAGUGUAACAUAAUGCGAGUUAAUCGUAACAGAUGUCAGUAUUGCAGGUUGAAAAAAUGCAUAUCAGUUGUGUCCAGGGACGCUGUGAGAUUUGGCCGAGUGCCAAAGAAGGAGAAGGCAAGGAUAAUGGAGCAGAUGCAAAAGGUCAACUCUCAGUCUGUUUCCACUGUGCUCUCGGAAAUCCUCGAAAACGAAAGUGAUUUGGUGCACACGGUUGUGAGCUCACACAAGCUGACCAAUGAAUUCACUCAGGAGAAAGUUCAGAGGUUAAGGCAAGAGGCAUUCCAGAGGGGGGACUUCAUGACCUGUCCAGCCCAUAUGGCCUGUCCAUUGAAUGUCAGCGCUACCACAGAUGCCAACGACAACAAACAGAGAUGGGAGGAUUUCUCAGAGUACUUCACUCCAGCUAUCAAGUGCGUUGUGGACUUUGCUAAGGCCAUUCCAGGGUUCCAGAUGUUGAGUCAGGACGACCAAGUCACCUUGUUAAAGGCAGGGACUUUUGAAGUUCUGUUGUUGCGGUUUGUCAGCCUGUUCGAUCCAACCACGAACACUAUGUUGUUUACAAAUGGAAAGUUGUUCAGAAGACAACAGGCCUCAGUGUCUGGAAGUGCAGGAUUUCUCUUAGACUCCAUGUUUGACUUCGCUGAUCGGUUCAGCAAGCUCAAUUUGACGGAGGAUGAACUGGCUCUCUUCUCAUCAAUCAUAUUACUUGCUCCAGAUCGUCCUGGGCUGCGUAAUAUUGAGCAGGUGGAGCGCAUCCAGAAUAAGUUGACACAGGCGUUACAAAACAUGAUCAACUCGGUUCACAUGGACGAUUCCACGCUGUUUGCGAAACUCCUCAUGAAAACCACAGAUCUCCGUACCCUAAACACACUACAUUCAGAAAAACUUAUAGGUCCUCAGUCUAAAGAUGGAGAAAGACUUACAAAUCCACUGUUCAGCGUCAAACAGGAGCAUGUUCCCAUGGAAACGGAAGCUCCAGCAAAUGAGAUGUUGUUGAACUUUGGGUCCUCCCCAUCGGCAGCCCCGUUGUCCAUACCGGCACGCCCUGGUGUGGACCUCAACUUAGGAACCCCUCCCGUUCCUGUUGUCCCUCAGCGUAUGCCCAUGGAAGGUAACAGUCACCAGAAACUUGUCCUGCAAACGCCCUACGGGACAUUUUAUCGUGAAGAAGUCAGCGGCUUCUACGGUUACCUGCCAGACCAGCCACGUCAGCGCUGUCACACGCUGGACCGUGAAACCAUGUCUCGCCCGAGUCGCUCCUUGCAUGUGAUAGACGAGGGCAACCGACGACGCUACACCCUCGACAAGGAAUACAUUUCCAAAAUGGUGAAUAAGCUGAGUCAUAAGCUGGAGAAACGGGCAGUCGUGAAUGAUGACUAUAACCCGCCAUCGGUGUCGAGCAGCGUGUGCAGUAGCCCUGUCCCUGACGACCAGUAUAAUCGCCUAGGGAUGGGCAGCACCCCCGACUCUAGCGCCUGCAGCUCUCGCACUAGCCCCGUCCCCGGGAAGGACAGGUACUCCCCCGGUUCGCCCAAUCCUCGCUCACGAUCAGGAUCCAUGGCUGAAAAGGAUUAUGAAAUCCGCCGACGAUGCUACAGCUUCCACCUGAACAGUGAGGGGCGCGCAGCACGAAAUCUCCACCCAACAGCGCUCCCCAUGGAAAGCGAGCGGUUGUUGCUGGAUGGGAUCCAGCCCCCUUACAGCGCGGACACCCGCAGAGGCAGCGUGGGGGCGUCCUACGGGCUGCAUCGACAUGAGAAAGCUCUCCUGAUAGAGCGAGGCGGUGCCCAGUAUCUGCAGACCCCUGAGGCUUUCUACAGGGGCAUUGGGAAACGUCCUGCUAAGACUGGUCUGGAGGACUCUCAGAAGUUCCAGAGGGUGCAGACCUCGGUUGGUCUGAGUGCGCCCACCUUGACUGCGCAGCUGGCAGCAAACCCGCUAGAUAAGGUACACUCACAACUUUCUCACGCAAGUCCCUCAAAAACAGAAACGCCCAAAAUGGCGUGGAUGUCCCAGGAUAGCAGCCGUGCCGUGGAGAGCAUCUCACCACCAGCAUUGUCCGCCCAGGAGCAGUCUGGGAGUGAAGGUGAUGCACCUGCGGCCAAGCGCGACACAAAGAUUGUUGUCAGUGAUUUCAGUUCCGGUGUUGUCCACAAAAAGUUUGACAAGUUCCGGAAAACAUCUCCUCAGCCACCCGUUAAUGUGGAGAAGGAGAAGAACGAGAGUGCUGCUGCCACAGUUGCCUCCCCUUCCGCCAGUGACAACCAGCCCUCCACCAGCUCCUCGCCUGACAGCGAGAAGUCUGCAAAACCCUCAGCCGCGGAGGCACACCCCCAACUAAUGGCCCACCUUCAGGCGCCACCUCCUGCAAUAGCCACACCCUUCACAAGUGUUGCCAGCUUGCCCCUCAGGACCUCCCAGAGCGCGUAUGACACCCAUGUUACCUCUGAACCCCAGGUCGUCAUGGCGAUGUCCAAGCCUAACCCUGUCCUCAGCAACAUGACAAACCAAGAUGGCAGCCUGCUUGGUAACCGUGGCAACAAGCCUCUCACCGAAGCUGAGGAGAAAAACUUGCGUGAGCAGGUCCACCAGACGACUAUGCUGAGUCUGAAAGACAAAUUGUUGAAGAAGAUCGACAGCAUGGACAACCUGAUGAAAAUCAACAAUGGCGAGAAGACUUCCGCCAAACGCGAACCUGCAAAGGCGCCAGCGUCCACUGCCCCACCAACAACAGCCGUCCUGACAUCACAGCCACCCCACACGAUGUAUGCACCCAGUCCCAUGUACUCGCGACAGAUCCCACUCUACUCCCCGUACUACGGACUACGUUACCCCGCAAUGCCGGGCAUGCCGCCCAUGAUGCCCCAGGGGGCAUACCCUCAGCCCGUGCCCGGCAUGCCCCAUAUAGCUCAGAUGUACAGCUCCAGUAUGCCUCAUCUUAGACAAGCUGGUCAACCGCUCAAUCUGUCAAAAAGCCUGGAAGACUUGCCAAAGAUGCAGUUGCCAGGGCAACCACCUAUGGGGUCUCUCUCUAUGGAAAAUGGAGUCCAUGUCGUGAAGUCUGAAAAUAUGCCGAAGUUAGGCAGUCCCAAGCAGCCCCAAAACGAAGAGAUGGCCGUAUCUUAAAUGGGACGGAUAAGUCAGGCAUACUGCCAUGGUUUGAAAAAUCUGGGAGAUGGGAUGGAUCUGGGAUAGUUGGAACUCAAAGUCAACCGUCUUCAAUCCCAUCAUACAAUGGAUCAUCAGUGCUCAAUAUCCAAACAACUGUUUGGCGGUGGACUUCGAUUUCCCCUCCCCCCCCCCC